This is a messenger RNA of Morone saxatilis (striped sea-bass), 5877 nucleotides long. It is a transcript of the gene cnsta, whose product is annotated as consortin, connexin sorting protein a. Gene Ontology annotation, biological process: positive regulation of Golgi to plasma membrane protein transport. The transcript has 13 exons. NCBI's taxonomy places the organism in Eukaryota, Metazoa, Chordata, Actinopteri, Moronidae. Gene Ontology annotation, molecular function: connexin binding. Gene Ontology annotation, cellular component: transport vesicle; plasma membrane; trans-Golgi network. Bases 206 to 2671 code for a protein of 821 amino acids. The record is from RefSeq and is a predicted model, not a curated record.
AUGGUGCAGGCCUGGUGACAGCGGCAGCAGCGAGCCCCGGCUGUGCUGAAACACCUACAGUCUUCACAACAACAUCCCUGAACAGUGUCUGAUGCCCCGGAGUGUACCGCUCAGUCGACCUGCUCGGCCGUUUGAAGAAGGGCUCGUCUCGUAGGCAGCACUGACCUUCAGGCUGAAAGGUCAAACAUUGUGAGGGCGGUGCCAGAUGGAUCAUGGUGGUCAGUUGGAGAGGGAGGCCAGAGAAAUGUCCCAAGCACAGGUGGGCGGGGUUGACCUUUGUGAUAACCUACCCAGUCCUGAGGCUCUCACUCCCCAAACUCGAAAUCUCAAUGAAGCCAACACCCUCACACAGACUCAAAGUCUCUCUCCUUCACAAAAUGAAGACAGAGGAGGGCUUGGGCUCAUCCAAAAAGCCUCCCUCAGCAACAGUGGGAAGGACACGGAGGAGGAACAGGAAAAGGAGGGCUACAUGGGAGGAGGUAGAGAGGAGGAUGAGGAAGAAGACACUGAUGAGGUGAUGAAGGACGAAGAAGAGGAGGAAGGAUCAGAGGGCUCAAGCUGUCUAAUUCGCUGCCAGUCUCCAGACACUCCCAUGACUGAUUCCUCCUAUUCAGAAACUGGCAGUCUGUUGGAGACUCCAUAUCCUUUCAGUCCUGGGACCAGUCCAGAGCCUACAUCCCCUGUAAUUCCAGUGGUCAGUCCAGAAACUGCAUAUCCCACUAGUCAAGUGGAACUGAGCCAGAGUGAUGUCAAAGUGGACUUUUAUAACUCCAACACUGAAUCAGUUGCCUCAGGGUCCAUUACACUGGGACCGACCUUCACCACAGGGCUUAUAGAUUCAACUACGCUGACUAUGACCUCAGACACCAGCCCACCUGGGCCUGCAUGUAUCGUACAAGCUACAGACAGAAUAGCAAAAAAUACUAACUUCACUACAGAACAUCUUGCCUCAUCCACAGAGCCCCUGUUCAACCAUGGGCUUGCAUAUGCCAAAGGGGUUGCCAGUGCAUAUGCCGGACCCACCUCAACUGCGGAGACAUUGACAGUAACUGUUUCAGCUACCAGUACAGAAUCCAAUUCCACUAUAGUACCUGUGACCUCAAACUGGGAACACAUUACCUCCACUCCAGUGCCCGCUUGUUUCUCAGUCUCCACCUGCGCCACAGGGCCUAAUCCAAGCCCUGCUCUGCUGGAGUCUCUCAAGCAGUUGGCGCAAAGAGGAGAUGACACUCACCUUCCACAGUACCUGCACCAGAUUGCUGAGGCCUUCGUUCUUCACAAAGACUACCAGCGGGCAUUAUGGUGUAUCCAGCUAGAGACACUCUAUCACCAGAGAGUAUUGGACAAUCUGAAUGCACUACAAGAACAGUGGGAGAGUCGGUGUGGAAGGACUUUUCCCCAAUUGGCAACCCAGCAUCUGGACACUCUUAAACACAUCUGCCAGACGCACAGUCGACCAAGAGCGAGAGAUGCUGUGUGUGCAUCUAUGGAUGUUCUGAGGCCUCCAUUUGAAGAAGGUGGUGCACAGCCACCAUGUACCUCCGCCCGACAGGUUGACAGAGGGAUGGAGCACAAAGAGAGAGGCGAAGACUCCUCCUGUUCGCAGAGCGGCCAUCCAGUCAUACCCUCCAUUAAAUUGGUCGAUGGGCUCAAUUCCCCUGAGAUCUCAAAGAAGGACAGGAAAGACCCAGACAGGGAAUUAGAGGGGAGGGACGGUUUCCAUGAAUCUCAGCUGACUGACAAACAGGGCAGAGAUGGAGAGGGAGGAGAGGCAGAAGGAGGGGUAGGAUACGCCACUUCAAUCAUGGGAAAUGAACUGCACCCCUCCACAGCCGGAGAAAUGGAUCAGUCCAAGCCCGCAGAGCAGCAGGGAGGAGAUUUAGGUCUAGCACAGGAAAAGGAGGCAAAAAGGGAAGAAGAGGAGAGGGACGUGGAGGAAGCGGCCGAUGCUUUGGAGAUGGAAGAUGAGGGAGAGGAUGAAGAGGAGGAGAAGCAGAAGGUUAGAGACUCUCCUUUUUGUCAGAAAGCUCUCCCAGUGGAGACUCUGGUCAGCGGGGCAGAAGUGGAGGAACAACAGCUGCACCAGGAAGCCUCUGCUGGGGAGGAGCUACAUGAGGAGACUCAGGAGAAUGCUAAAACCUGCCUGCACCAGGAGGCCUGCCUUCCCCAAGAGGCUCAUUUGAAGCAGCAGGAGCAGGGUGAGGAGGAGGAAGAGGAAGAGGAGUAUGAGUAUGAAUUGGAACAGGCUGACAUCAUCAGAGAAGCGGCCUCACUGGACUACAUGGCUAAACUCAUCACUGUAGAAGAGAUGUCUCCAGCCUCUGGCCUGGUCUCAAUAUUGAAGAAGAGGAGUGUUUGUGUGGACAACAUGAGUGUAUCUGGCAGCUCAGAGCCCCGACUGGACAAACUCCCUGCUAAAAGACGCGUCCGCUUCAGAGUUCCUGAUGACAGCUAUGAGCAAGAUGUUGGCGGUGGGGACUCUUGCCUGCUUCUCUUCCUGCUUUGUCUGGUUACCGUAGUGAUCAGUGUGGGUGGCACCGCCCUUUACUGUGCUCUGGGCGAUGCCCACUCCUCUGUCUGUCAGGACUUCUCCCGAAAUGCAGACUUCUACAUUGGCCAGAUACAGCGCGGGAUAUCCCACAUCCAGCAUUGGUUCACCCCCGGGUCAUAGCAGCAAACAGUUUGUCAACCUUGCGGAGCCACUGGCCUUACUGUUUAUCACUGUAGGUUCCAGCAGUGCCUGCUACUUCCUGAGACAAUGUUUUCUGAGGUAAUGGUGCCAGGCAGCUGCUACAGUUCCUGUUGAUAUGUGGAAGCAAGUGGCUAUUGUGCUGCCUAAUUGGCUAAAUGAUUAUAUCAGAAAUGGCUGGCAUGUGUAGACUUGCUCUACUGCAUUUUUAAUGCUCUUUGAAUGCAGCCCCAUUGUUGAAUGAUACUUAAGUUGUAGAUCAGAUGUCCCUUUACAACACUAGUUUGAAAGGGAAAGCAGAGCAGAGAGAGAAAGAGGAGAAUGGACUUACUUCAUACCAGAAGAGGAAAGACUGAUUUACACCCCUCUCAACCCUGCCCACAUUAAAUAGGUUUUAAAUUAUCAAGCAAGGUUUAGAAAUUGUUGUCCUAUUGAACACACAUUCAUUGUCAGCCAGUGAUACUUAAUUUUCAAAAGACAUUUGUCGAUAAAUCAACAAUGGCUGGAAACAAACUUUUACUGAAUCACAAUGGACUCUGAGACUCAACUCCCUCAGUUAAAAAUCAGAACAAAGUCAUAACGGCUGCAACCCACUGAGAUGUAAAAAAGUAUAUAUAAAGUGUAUAGUUUGUUAACUGGAGGGCGCAGAGAUGCUCUCUCCACACACACACACUGCACAAAUGGGAUGUACCCCAUUGGGCAUUUUACAAACUGCUGCAACCACUAGUGUUGCUUUUAUUGUUGACUUUUUAAAAUUGCAAAGUGAAAUUUUAAAAUGAACAAACUAUUCUGUGGUGUAAUACUUGGAAUGAAAUUAUUAUGUCUUAAUCAACCUUUGUAUGAAUGUUAGGAGGUUAAUUUUAAAACGUUGCUUUCUGUCAUCUGUAGGGUAUUCAUAUAUUGUCAGAAAAAAAAAAAAAGAUUGAAAGGGUUAUUUUAGCAUUUAUCAAUAUUGAGCUGCUAAUGGACAACAGGCGCAUCAGAUAUGUCCCAUGGGGGAAAUUAUACAAUCUCAUCGCAAAUCACAGCUGUCAUCUUAAAGCAGCUACAAGGAACUUUUUUAUUUUAUAUUCAUUCUGGCGGGCCCUGUGGACAGUGUUUCCACCGCCUUGUGCUGUAUGAUUUUGAGGAGAAUCAGACCUAAUCCGACCCGGUGGCAGGCAUUACAAAUAUCUAUAUAGAAACAGACAUCCUUCACGCUGAUGGUCUUUUUUGCUUAUGCAGGUCAUACAGAGGCAUCAGUAUUAAAUUGAGACUUGUGACCAGUUAAAAACUCCUUUUAGUGUUUUAAGUUUUGCAUUACAUUUCCAAUGAGUAAAUGCUUAAGACCUGUACAUCAGCUGCACAGCUGUACUUUAUGUGUACUUCCCCCCCCCCCGCACACAUUUGAAGUGUGUCCUGUUGCUGCCCUUUUCUGUAUAACUACCAACAAUGCAUUGCAAUGAGCUGACAUGGCUUCCACUGGAAACUAACAGUUCAAACUAUCAGUUUAUGAGUUUCAAUGAGCUAGAUUUAGCUUUGUGUAGCAUAUGCAACAUGUACAGCAACACAGUGCACCUCUGUAUAUAUUGUCAGAAGAAUGUUUAACAUGUUGCACAUACGACUGGUACGAUGUUUUAGUAUAUUGCAAUAUUUCUACAGGCAUUGUUGUGUUUCUAUACUAAACGUUUUCAGGUACAGUGAACAUUAGUUAUGCACAGAGAACAGAACUCGAACAGAAAAUACUGUUCUGUCCAAUCUGGCUCGGUUUGGAAUAUUUCUGUAAAAAAAAAAACGGAUAAAUGAGAAUUGUACAAUUAAUGUUUAAAACAAUAAUUCUUCAGUGUACUUUAUCAACACAGGCCUUGAUGUUGAUGAGGUGAUUUGAAGCACUGUGUCAGUCCAGCUCUGCCUGCCUGUGUGUUUGCUGUUUUUAGGGACUCUGGGCAUCAGUGUGUGAUUGUCAUGUUUUCAAAUAAUUUUUUGCAACUCGGAAUGGUUUUUGCCUUCUUCAAGACUCGUCUACUUAACAUUUGCCAUUUUUGUAAAGCAUAUGUUUAAUGUGUUUUGUAAAAAGGCUUACACUUUGUCCAUGAAAGCCAUCUCAGGCCUUUAUUGUUACAUCCGUGCUUAACUCUUAUUUCUAAUCAUUUUAAAGCAAAUAUUAGUCUUACUGUUGUCAUUUUACUAAUUAAUCUUACUGUUUGCCUACUCAGCCACCUCUGCCUCCAUACUUGUGUCAUUUUAACAUACUGCAAUGUUUGGUGUUCUGUUAAAAUAUUUUUUCUUUCGUUUGCUGUAGUAGUGGAUGCCAUAAAAAAUAUCCUAGAAAAACCACAUAUCUCACAAAGUUCUUCACUGUCAGGAAGAAAACAAAUCUAUCAAAGAGAACAGAUUCAACUGUCUUACCUAUGCAUUUGUAACAGUUUCAGAUAAAAGCGUAUUAUCUUUAUCUCAUGGUGUAGCUCACAAAAACCUGAAAAUUAGUUUGAGAUGUGAGGUUUUUCCAGGAUGUAUGAAUUGGAGAUUGAAUCUUGUUUUUAUUUGCACAUGUUGUCUGGCUGGUUCAGAUGACUAUCACUCAGAAAACCUCUUAUUUAAUCUUCUAGACAGUUUUAAUUAUUUAUAAUAUGGGGGGUGGAAAAACAGAGAUGCAUCUGUUUGUUUGUUUUCCUUGCUUGUUUAUUGUAAUCAUACAGAUAGAUAGAUGUUUCAUGUCUUAAAUUGCCAUUUGUUCUUAAGGAGGCUUUGACAGAGAAUUUCUUAUUUUAUAAUCUAACUGAAUACCAUCAUCUGGGUCAUUAUUAUAUGUGGUUUAUUUUCAUUCAUUUUCCCUCAUCCGUUCCUGAAGAAGAGUUGAAACUGGAGAGUUUGUGCUUCUGUUGUCAUUAUCACCUCCUUCACACAUAAGAUUGUUAAACGGUUGAUGUUUUUUCCAUCUGAAAGCUGAAAACUAUCUAUUGUAAUUUAGAUCUUCAUACGAAUGUUCAUUUGUUUUAGCCAGUUGGUUUUUAACAGAAAUGAAUGGAUGAAAAGUCAUUAUUUUUUGUGUGAAUCGCUGCUUGAUGAAAGGUGUUUUACAACUUGUUUGAUGAACUCUUUCACAUUGUUCUUACAGAUUGUAAUAAGAAGAUGAGGUUUUUAUUUUUUCUUGUCAAAAAACACCUCUUCCCUGGUAUGUCUCCUCUUAAAGCCGUUGAGAAAAAGUU